Molecule: messenger RNA, 1425 nt
Organism: Paralichthys olivaceus (Japanese flounder)
Lineage: Eukaryota; Metazoa; Chordata; Actinopteri; Pleuronectiformes; Paralichthyidae
Source: RefSeq, a predicted model, not a curated record
GUAUUGAUCUCUGCUGUCGCUCUCUGUCUUUCAGCCAAUGGAGAUGGCAGACGGAGACAUCCAGUUUCGUCCGAGGACAGGUAAAGCAGCAUCUGCUUCCCUGCUGCCGGAGGUGGAGGCUUACCUGCAGCUGCUGCUGGUGGUUCAUCUGACCAAUAACAAGAGAUACAUGGAGGCUCAGAAAGCGUCGGACGACCUGCUACAGAAGAUCGGCUCGAAGAACCGCAGAGCACUGGAUCUGGUCGCUGCUAAGUGUUAUUAUUAUCACGCCAGAGUUUAUGAGUUCCUCAAGCAGUUUGACACCAUACGCAGUUUCCUCCACACUCGCCUGCGGACGGCGACUCUGCGUCACGACGCUGACGGUCAGGCCGUUCUCCUCAACCUGCUGCUGAGGAACUACCUGCACUUCAACCUGUACGACCAGGCCGAGAAACUCGUGUCCAAGUCUGUGUUUCCUGAACUCGCCAACAACAACGAGUGGGCCCGAUACCUGUACUACACAGGUCGUAUUAAGGCGAUUCAGUUGGAAUACUCGGAGGCUCGCAGGACUUUGACCAACGCUCUAAGGAAAGCUCCACAACACACAGCAGUGGGAUUCAAACAGACGGUCCAUAAGCUGCUGAUCGUAGUGGAGCUGCUGUUGGGAGAGAUUCCUGACAGACUUCAGUUCAGACAACCUUCACUCAAGAGAUCCCUGAUGCCGUACUUCCUGCUCACACAGGCUGUGAGAACAGGUAACCUGGCGAAGUUUAACCAGGUGUUGGAUCAGUUUGGAGAGAAGUUUCAGACGGACGGGACGUACACACUCAUCAUCCGCCUGAGACACAACGUCAUUAAGACCGGUGUACGUAUGAUCAGCCUGUCGUACUCUCGUAUCUCUCUGGCCGACAUUGCUCUGAAGCUGCAGCUCGACAGUCCCGAGGACGCAGAGUUCAUUGUCGCCAAGGCGAUCCGUGAUGGAGUGAUCGAGGCGAGCAUCAACCACGAGAAAGGUUUUGUCCAAUCAAAAGAGACCAUGGACAUCUACGGCACCAGAGAGCCUCAGCUGGCAUUUCACCAGAGAAUCUCCUUCUGUCUGGAUAUACACAACAUGUCUGUGAAGGCCAUGAGAUUUCCUCCCAAAGCUUACAACAAAGACCUGGAGUCAGCCGAGGAGCGUCGGGAACGUGAGCAGCAGGAUCUGGAGUUUGCAAAAGAAAUGGCUGAGGACGAUGACGACAGUUUCCCGUGACCUCGUUGAGCGGACUUCCUGUGCAGACAGGAAGAAUUUGUGUGUGUUAGCGGCACACAUGUUAGUAGAUCAUUUAUUACCCACAAUGCCCCUCUCCUGUCAUUUCUCUGUGGUGUGUAUUCUGCUGUAAUGCUUGAACUUUAACCUUUUUUUCUCUCACUGAGAUGAAUAAAAGAAACUUGGUUUUCACCUGA